Molecule: messenger RNA, 1944 nt
Organism: Penicillium oxalicum
Lineage: Eukaryota; Fungi; Ascomycota; Eurotiomycetes; Eurotiales; Aspergillaceae
Product: protein serine/threonine kinase activating protein nimO
Exons: 3
Coding region: 1-1944 (647 amino acids)
Biological process (GO): positive regulation of nuclear cell cycle DNA replication; regulation of cell cycle phase transition
Cellular component (GO): nucleus; Dbf4-dependent protein kinase complex
Molecular function (GO): protein serine/threonine kinase activator activity; nucleic acid binding; zinc ion binding
Source: RefSeq, a predicted model, not a curated record
AUGGCUGCUGUCUUCGUGCCGCCGUCGCCUCGCACAUCCUUGAAUAUGUCGACUCGCCGCCCACUCGCUAACGUGCCGAAUGCUACCAACUCGCCUCACCGGGCUGGGCUCGUCCCAGCUAAACGAGCAAGAUCAGGACAAGUCGAUAUACCGUUUGGUCAACCUCCCCCUAAGAAGCACGUCAUGGACGCGGUAGAACAGGAUCGAAAUCGCCUCAUUGUCCCCCAAGGCACCGAGUCAAAGCUGUUUGCGCGUCGAAGCAAUAAUGCAAACCCUAGUGCAUUUGAGAAGAAACUCGUGGCCGCCCGAGAGAAGGAAAGAGUGGUUCCAAGCAAGACGGCCAGAAACGAUAGACCUACCGCUGAUACCAUCGACACGAUCCGGCAAUGGCAACGGCACUACCGGAAGGCCUUCCCCCAAUUCGUCUUUUACUUCGACAGUAUCCCCGAGGAUGUCCGUCGCAAGUUCUCUCGCCAAGUUGUGGCUCUCGGAGCGUGUGAGGAGAAGUUCUUUUCUCGACUAGUCACCCAUGUAGUGACUGCUCGUCCGAUUCCCCCCGAGGCGGUGCACGCAACGACUUCGGCAGACGAUGCCAGCAACGAGAUCAACAGGGCCGGCGGAGACAACACACAGACCGUCAAUCCAUCUCUGCUCGAGAGAACCGGAGAUGACCAUCUGCAAGUCUCGUUGAAGGCCGAAGGUCGCCGAGAUCAGGGAAGCAUGGAUGUGUUGCAAAGAGCACGGCAGAUGGGAAUGAAGAUUUGGGCACUGGAAAAAUUGCAACGGAUGAUUACAACAAUCAACGAUAAUGACAUUGGUGGCCAAAUUGAGAACGCCUCUCGAAGCAAGCAUGUUGGCGGGAGCACUACCCAUGGAAAGGGGGAGAACGACCUCUCUCGUGUACUUCGGCAAGAAUUGCUCAAUGGUCCAUCUGAUCGUGAUCCUUUCGCCUCAAUGGAAAUGGUGAUGUUCAAAGGCCCUUUCAUCUACAUUCACGACAUGAAUGAAAAGACCAAACCGGUUAUGGUCCGAGAGUACGCUAGAGUCAACAGACGACAGGACGGUGCAUGGCCACAGUUCCGGAGCGCUCCUUUGGGCAAAUGCCCAUUUAUCGACGAACCACCAAGCCGGAAGGAAUAUGACAGACAGCGGCUCCGUCAAGCGCAGAAAGAGAAAAAGGCAGCGCUUCAGAAAGCGGAGGAGUCCAAGAGCAAGGCCUCGGCAACCUUUCACCCUCACACUCACACGCAGCGCCCUAUCGAAAAGAAGCCUAUUGCGGAUGCACCCAAAGCUAAGUGGACCGAUGAUGAACCUUCCCUCAAACAAGAGGAAGUUUUCGCGAAGCCUAGCCUGGAUGAUCAUAAUGAGCGCAAGAGCUCGGAGAGUUUGAUUCCUCUCCAUUUCCCUCGCGCCGGUCCAUUUUACAGUGGCCGGGAGCCUGCUGCGUCUGGGGUGCAGCCAUCUAAUGUGACGUCGGCGAUUCGCUCUCAGAUGAUCUCAUCUACUGCUGCAGCACCUGGUGCCAAGGCUGGACUCAGCAAAGAAGUUCAUGGCUUAAAGAGAAAAGUCUUGGAAAAAGGCACUGGCAGCAUUGUGCCCGGGUCCAUGGCGGCCCCUCAGCGUCCUAGUAACGGAUCUGGGUCUUUCUCCUCGAAGCAGGCCGAUACCAAGAAAACGAGCUUCGUGGACACAAGCACUCAGGGUGAUGGAGCGGGCAUCAAGCGGCGACGGGAUGACGGGGCUGCCCCCCAGAAGAGUGAGCGACGAAGAGACCCGAAACCUGGGUACUGUGAGAAUUGCCGCGAUAAGUUUGAUGAUUUUGAAGAGCACACUAUGACACGGAAACACCGGCGAUUUGCGCAGAAUACUUCUAACUGGAAUGACCUUGACGCUUUGUUGUCUGAUAUUCAACGGCCGAGAGAGGACUGGAACCAAAACGCGUGA